Penaeus monodon (black tiger shrimp) is the source of this 1014-nucleotide messenger RNA. RefSeq lists its product as uncharacterized. Lineage: Eukaryota; Metazoa; Arthropoda; Malacostraca; Decapoda; Penaeidae. The transcript is spliced from 3 exons. The record is from RefSeq and is a predicted model, not a curated record. Gene Ontology annotation, molecular function: nucleic acid binding; zinc ion binding. The coding region runs from base 1 to 1014 and encodes 337 amino acids.
AUGCAAUUUGACAUCAGAGGCAGCAGUGAUAAAUGGCAUCCUAAGGUGACCGUUUCUGCAGCAGUGUCCUCCUUUGGUGUCGGGUCGGAUAUCAGUGAACCAAGUCAUAUACGUAAUGGCCGGGAGAGUGAAGACCCUGAAUCAAUCCAAUACAUGGACCAUGAAAACCAAACAAAGAGAACAAGAGAAGAACUAGAAAGUGAUAACGAAGAAAACCCAAUCUCAAAACAACCGAAAAACAAAGAAGCCGGAUGGAAAGCACCGGAAGAACCCCAACCAACAACAAGUAACAACCAAGCAAAUAUGGAGGUAGGAAAUAAUAAUUCCGUAGUACUCAUUCAAUUAAAAGAUGGAUCUGCAACCACUAAUUUCAACAACCCACUUAAAUUAACAAAAGCCAUCAACAAAUCAGAAUUUCAAAAGUACAUAAUUGAAGAUUCCCUCAGAGUUCUAGGGGCUGGAAAAGCCCUAAGAUUUGAAAUCAAGGAUAUAUCUAAAUUAAGACCACUAAAAGAAAUAAAAAAACUAGGAGACUGGGAAAUAUUAUGUAAACAGCCAACUUCAAAUAAAUACACAAACUGCUCCUAUGGAACGAUAUACCCAGUAGAAACAGACUUAAAUAUAGAAAACAUUAAUGAGAAAAUAAGAACAUUAGGACAUGACCCAAAUGAAAUUAUAGAUGUAAUAAGAAUCAAGAGACAAAAUAAUGACAGAGAAAGUGAAGAAAAAUGGAUACCCACAAAAUCACUGAGAAUCACUUUUAGAGGGAAUCUACCAAAAAGAGUAGCUAUAGGCCAUACUAGCUACCAAGUCAGACAAUACACAUUCCCAAUACCAAAAUGUUACAACUGUUUAAGAUAUGGACAUGGGAUAGUAACAUGUAAAAACAAAAAAAGGUGUAAUAACUGCAGUCAAUAUGGGCAUAGUUAUAAAGACUGCCAAAAUAACCCGCACUGCUUCUAUUGUGAUGAAAACCAUCACCAAAUACAAAAGAAUGUAAAGUGCACAAAUUAG